UGCGAGUUAGCAAAAUUCGAUUUGUGAAAUCGUCCAUUUCAAGUGUCUUUUUGAAGAAACUAGUUGGGACUUUCAUCCAACAGCUUGCCGGCUGAAAGAAAACUCGCAGCUUUCGACAUCUUACAAUACACAACUCUGGUGUGUGCGAGAUGGACACUAUUCAAUAGCUACGAUGAGCACCGAGCAGCAGAAUGCUUCUUCGUCCUCUUACCGGUGCACAUAUGAUGCAUUCUUAAGUUUCAGAGGUGCAGAUACACGCAAGGGUUUUGCAGAUCACCUCUACAGUGCUUUGGAGUUGGCAGGAAUCCACACUUUUAGAGAUGAUGAUGAAAUUGAGGGAGGAGCAAACAUCGAACAGGAGCUACAGACAGCAAUACAAGAGUCACGAGUAUCAGUCAUUGUUUUCUCCACGGACUACGCCUCUUCCACGUGGUGCCUGAAUGAACUUGCUAUCAUCAUGGAACGUACAAAAACAGAUGGACACAAGGUUGUGCCAGUUUUCUAUGACGUGGAACCAUCAGAUGUCAGGAAACAGACGGGCAGUUUUGCAGACUCAUUUACCAGACAUGAAGAGCGCUUCAAGGACAAGAUGGACAAGGUGGAGGAGUGGAGACGAGCUCUUAGAGAAGUAACAGACCUGGGAGGGAUGGUUUUAGGAGAACGGUACGAGUCGCAGUUUAUCCAAGAUAUUGUUGAAGCUGUUGGAAAUAAACUGGACUACAUGAACAUGUGGAAAAGGAGAUUAAGAGUUGAUCCCUAUGUAAUUGGAAGAGAUUAUUAUGUGGAAAGCCUGAACACCUGGCUAGAAGAUGGAUCAAAUGAUGUUGGAGUAGCUGUCAUCCAUGGAAUGGGUGGAAUAGGCAAGACCACCAUUGCUAAAAUUGCUUAUAACCAGAACUUCUCUAAAUUUCAAGCUAGCAGCUUUCUUUCAGAUAUCAGGGAAACUUCCAAACAAGCGAAUGGUUUUGUUCACUUGCAGAGGAACCUUCUUUCAGAUAUCCAAAAGAGGAAAGUGAACAACAUAUACAGCCAUGAUGAAGGUAUAAUAAAGAUCAAACGGGCUGUACGUUGCAAAAGAGUUCUUAUUGUUCUCGAUGAUGUUGAGAACUUGGAACAGUUCAAUGUGAUUCUUGGAAUGCGAGACUGGCUCCAUCCUGGAAGUAAAAUUAUCAUAACAACUAGACAUGAACAUUUGUUAAGGGCUGAAGUUUGUGUAAGGUUUAAGGUUGAAGGAUUACCUGAGCAUCAAUCACUUAAGCUUUUCAGUUGGCAUGCCUUUGGACAACCCCAUCCUCAAGAAGGUUACAUGGAGCUUUCAAGACCUGUAGUAGAACAUUGUGGAGGGGUUCCAUUAGCUCUUCAAGUUCUGGGAUCUUCUCUAUUUGGAAAAACAGUAGAUGUAUGGAAAAAUGCAUUACACAACCUAGACGUGAUUACUGAGGGAAAAAUUCAAAAGAUUCUUGGCAUAAGUUUUCAUUCUUUACAAGAUCAUGAUAAACGUUUAUUCCUCCACAUAGCCUGUUUCUUCGUAGGGAAGGACAAGGAUUUUACAACUACAAUCCUUGACGAAUGUGAUUUUGCCACAGAGGUUGGACUUCAACAUCUGGUUGAUAGAUGCCUUGUGGAAAUUAAUGUCCACAACAAGUUAAUCGUGCAUCAAUUACUUCAAGACAUGGGAAGGGCAAUAAUUCAUGAAGAAUCACCUGAGGACCCUGGAAAACGCACUAGACUGUGGCAUAAAGAUGCAUUUAACGUUUUGACAAAAUUAACGCACUACAAGAAAAAGGCCUUUUUGCGACACAUUUUUUGCAGAUCAGAUCAAGGGUGCUUAAUUCUUAGUUCGGUUAUUGGCAAUAGAUGGAGGGAUUGGAAGUGUCGGGUUAAGCAAAGAUGGUAUGACGCAUACUUGACCGAUGAACAACGUUUAUCCUUCACUCCUCCUCAAGUCACUACAGAUCAAUGGAAGACACUAGUAAAGUAUUGGGGCCUCCCUAAUAUAAAGGAAUAUUCUGAGGCAAAUAAGGCUAAUCGUGCACAUGGAGGUGCUCCUCAUCGGACUGGUCGUACUUCAUUUGCUCAAUUGAAACAUGAGAUGAGAGAGAAGGGAGAGAAAACGGAUCAGUUGAGCAUGUUUAUAAAAACAAGAACAAAGAAAACAAAGAAUGAUGACAGAGACCUUUUCGAUGAGGAAAGUGGCCAAAUUAUUAAUCAAUUUAAUCAAUGCUUGGAAGAAAGGGAAGAGCAUGAGCAAGACGAGGAUUAUCGAGAGGAGGUGUUUACUAGAGUUAUGGGACCUGAUGCAUAUGGACGUGUUCGCAUGUAUAGAACAGGUAUAACUCCAUCUCAAGUGUUUUGUCAAAGUUCAAGAUCUUCCAAUGUUAAUGAGGACACCAUACGAGAAGAGGUAGAAAGACAAUACAAGACUAAGAUAGAUGAUCUUAAGGCUAAGCAUGAAUCUGAAAUUGAAGAUCUCCGAUCCAAGUAUAGUGAAGUCAGUUCGAAACUCCAUCUUGUGACGACUCAUAUUGGUUUCCAUGUUAACACAUCACCAAGUGGAAGUGGACAGGCUCCAAAUACAUCAAGCCAUCUACAAGAAACAUAUGGGAGUAAUGAGCAACAACCUCAGUUAGACCCAGAACCAUAGAAACAAUUGCUUCAUAAAAGGUUUGCAUGGAGAUUGUGAUGAAGAGUCUUGAUCAUAAUUAAACUCUUGAAUAUGUUGGAGCAUAUUUGAAAAAAAAAAUUAUGUUCAUAACUUUUGAGACGAGAUUAUUUAUAUUUGACUCUAGUAGGAUUAUAUGUAUUGGGAUAUGCGGAUGGUGUACUUUCAAUGUUAUUAGGAAUUCUAAAAGCAUAGUUCUUUGAUUCAUAUAUUAUUUUACUUUUGAA
This is a messenger RNA of Malus domestica (apple), 2889 nucleotides long. NCBI's taxonomy places the organism in Eukaryota, Viridiplantae, Streptophyta, Magnoliopsida, Rosales, Rosaceae. The record is from RefSeq and is a predicted model, not a curated record.